AAAACAAACUAAAGAUAACACACUAAAACAAAACACCUUUCUUCUCUCCUUUCUGCUUCGAUGGCAAUGGCUCAAAAGGAUAGGAAUAGAUGGGUCGCUCAAAAGGGUUUUGAAAUGAUCGAUAAGCGCCUUCCUAAUCGAUUCUCACCUGAGACAACCAUAAAAGAACCGGUUUUUUCUCACCUGACGGAACCUAUUCACUUCUUUGGUGGUGACCGUCCUUUUGUUGGAAAUCCCAACCCGUUUGAGAGGCCUAAAGGACGGCGUAUUACCUGCGACGAGGCGGUCAGACUCUAUGGAGGAGUGCUUAUAAAGGAAUUUCGUAAAUAAUUAAGCGGUGUAAACCUCAAGUUAUGUUGAAGAUGCAUGGUGAGUUUGUAAAUAAGUGUGAUAAGUUUUAUUUCUGCUUUCGGAAAAAGUGCAGACCAACACAUAUGCUAAAGCUUGUUGUAACGGUUUUGACUUAGAAUAAGCUUUAGAUCAUAAC
Arabidopsis arenosa is the source of this 487-nucleotide messenger RNA. The record is from the annotation of a GenBank genome assembly. NCBI's taxonomy places the organism in Eukaryota, Viridiplantae, Streptophyta, Magnoliopsida, Brassicales, Brassicaceae.